GGGGCCGGGACAGGGGGGCGCGGGAGAGCUCUCUCAAGGGCGUCCAGACCCGGAACCGCUCCAGCUACCUCCGGGAAAUCCACCUCCCUUGCCCAACGCUCCCUGCCUGUACCUUUCGCCUGAGCCCAAACCGGCCUAACCUGCUCUCCCGAGCCGCCCCCCCAAAGCCGCGCCGGGGAAGGCAGGGAGCUCAGUGCCAGCGUGAGGCGGAGGGAGAGAUUUGAUGAUGCCGCGCCGUUGACUUGGUGAGCCACACGGUGGAGCGCCGGCAGUCCUGCCUAGCAGUGCCCCCUGGCUGGACGGAGGAGGGGACCCCGCCAGGGGUCUGCAAGCCUCACCCAGCCCACCCCACGCACCCCCAGGAGAGCCAGCGGCAGCUGGAGCAGCGCUGCUGUCCCAAGGAAGGAGCAAAUCAGAAGUAAUUAGUCUGAAGGCCUUGGAGCCCUGGCUAAGUGCCCUGCGGGGGAGCGGCAGGGAGGAGUGGUUGACUGCCGGAGCAUCAUACCAGGCCUCUGAGUGGAACAGGUUUCGGGGGACACUCCCUCCUUGAUGUCUGGGGUGCCCGGGAGCCCUGCCAGGACUGGGGCUGGCUAAUGACACCCUACUAGUCAGGGCUAGCCCUUGGGUUGGGCUCUCUGCUGACAGCUGGCCGGGGUAAAGCGCCGUUGGCCCUCAUGGCUCUGCAAAUAACCACAAGGAUCCCGCUCUCGCUUGUUAAGCCCGUGAGGGAAGAUGGCAGAGAGCUCCCUGUACACACAGCGCCUAGAGGCCAUCGUGGGGCGGCGCAAGGUGCAGGAGCGGAUCCUCCGGACGCGCCGGGAGCUGGAGGAGGAGAAACUCCGAGCCCAGCAGCUCAAGAGGAAGUCCCUGCGAGACCAGUGGCUGAUGGAGGGGUCGUGUCUGCCCCCCGAGAACAACCCCACCUCCCCACUAUGGCAGACACAGUCCCGCAUCCAGGAGCUAGAGCAAGACCUGUCCAGCCUCCAGUCCCAGAUGCAGCAGCUGGAUAACCCGGAGCGUCAUGGCAGGCCCCACAAGGCCUUGGAAGAUGCCAAGCAGCCAGCAGGGGGCAGCUGUGAGGCCCGGGGGGCUGGCUCUGCUUCGGCAGGCGGGGGGGGUUGUGGCUGCGAGACCGAACCUGCCCUCCGCCUGGCUCCAGUGCCCCCCAAGAGGGCCAUGCGACCAGCAGCCCGGGAGACCCUGGAGAACGGGGAUGUGUCGAGAGCAGGUCCCUUUGGCGUGGAGGGUGUUGGCCCUGGGGAGGGCAAGACUGACACCAGCUCUGCGGCUCCGGGAACUCAGGAUGACGGGGCGGGGGCGUCCGCCAAGCAGCCGGAGAAGCUGGGUGUGGGCAAGGUGGAGAUGAUCAUUAGAAACCACCUGGGCCAGGAAGUGGGCAGCAUGGACGCCAUCGGGCGGACGUCCCCGGAGACGGAGGGGGAAGCUCCCCGGGGAGAGAACGGGUUGGAGGAGACUUGGGACGGAAGGACCGAGCGGGAGUCGCAGAGCCCGCCCGCCCUUGUGAGUGACGCCCUGGACAGCGGGAUGGAGGAGAGCGUGGCAGGGGAAGGGAGCAGAGAAGGGCCGGAGGGGGAAUCCGGGGCACUGGACGGGGAGGCGCAGGCCCUGCCGGAUGAGAACUGCUGCCUCGAUUCCCCAAGGCCCGAGCCGGACGGGGAGCUGGAGGAACCGAGCGGGAUCGUGGAAGAGCGGGAGAUCUCGGCUGAGCCUGCCAGGGGAGCCACGGGAAUGGAGGAGACAGAGGCUGCCCAGAGGGCUCAGCGCAGGGCAGCAGAACCAGAGAGGCCGGAGGAGCUGGGACCCACCCAGGGGAGAGGCCCUAUGUGGCAGGGGCCCGCUAGGGAACCGGAGCGUCAGGUGUCCCCCGGGGCAGAGCGUCCCCAGGCUGCAGGGAUGGGGGAAGGAGCAGAGACAAAGGCUUAUUCGCAGGACCAGAUCCCCUCCCCCCAAGAGGCUAAAGGAGCUCUGCAGGACCAGAUCCCAGCUCUGCAGGACCAGAUCCCCUCCCCCCAAGAGGCUAAAGGAGCUCUGCAGGACCAGAUCCCAGCUCUGCAGGACCAGAUCCCCUCCCCCCAAGAGGCUAAAGGAGCUCUGCAGGACCAGAUCCCAGCUCUGCAGGACCAGAUCCCCUCCCCCCAAGAGGCUAAAGGAGCUCCGCAGGACCAGAUCCCAUCAGUUGUCCAGGACCAGACCCCUUCCUCUCUGCAGGAGGCUGAAGUAUCUAUGCAAAACCAGAUCCCAACUGUGCAGGACCAGAUCCCAUUGUCUCUGCUGGAAGUUAAAACAUCUCUUCAGGGCCAGAUCCUCUCACCACAAGAGGCUAAGGCAGCGCUCCAGGACCAGAUCCCUUCCUCUCUGCAGGAAGCUAACGCAUCUCUCCAGAACCAGAUCCCAUCUCCCCAAGAAGCUACAGUAGCUCUGCAGGACCAGAUCCCUUCCUCUCUGCAGGACCAGAUCCAAUCUAUGCGGGACCAGAUCCCUUCCUCUCUGCAGGAAGCUAACGCAUCUCUGCAGGACCAGAUCCCUUCACCCCAUGAAGCUAAACAUUCAUUCCACAGCCAGAUCCCCUCCAGCCAAGAGCCGAUCCCUGCCCUUCACGGGGAACUACCACUUACCCCACGGGAGUUGCCAUCUGGCGGAGCACCAGGCCUGGAGCAGGUGCCUUCCCGACCCAGGGAGAGCAUGGCCCUGAAAGGAGGCAGCGGCACUGGCCCGGUUCCAUCGACUGCAGAAGAAACCACCGAAAACCUGGGGAAGCUCCACCCGGAGCAGCAGCCUCUGCUCAAGGAAGCCUCUGGGCUCCGAACGGGCCAGAAGGCCCCACUAGAUCCCGUGGCCAGGAGCCUGCAGCCGGGAGCUGGCACCUUGAAGUCGCUGGCAGCUGUGAGCCCAGAGGCCCCGACAUACACCACCGCCUCUGCCAACACCGCCUCUCCGUGCCAGGGCAGGAGCGCCACCACCCCCCGGCCGGGAGACGGGCAGGAGACGGGCAGACGCAAGCAGAAGACGUGCCAGUGCUGCUCUGUCAUGUGAUCCCGGGCGCUGGGAUGGGGCGGCGAGAGCCCCAGCCGGAGACUGGCUGAGCAGAGGGACCUUGCUCCGGUGACUGGGGGCCCCUGCAGACGCAGCUCAGCCCCUGGUGUUUGAAUUCCCCCGGGAGGCUGUGCAUUUGUACCGCCUGUUUUCCUAUGGAGAGGUGCCUGGGGUAGGCAGUUAGUUUUGGGGGGCACCUGUCUCCUGCUGGCAAGACGUGGUUGCUGCGCUAAUUUCAUGUCUGAUCGGUUCUGUCCCAAGCCCCUGCACAGAGGGGUCCUUUUCCUUCCGUCUCUGCCCCCCUCUGGAGCUCCGAGUGCUGGGCAAAGGGGGGAGGGGCGGGGGGUCUCCUGUUCCUGGGUGUUCAGGGCCCCAGCUCACACUUCUGCACACGCCUGUAUACACGCACGCUCGCCCCCCCCGCAUGAAUGCACAUGCAUGCACACACGCCCCUGCCCGAAUACAAACCUCUGCAUACAAACACGUGUACACGCGCCCGGUCUCCCGCACACCCCUGACUAUGCAGACAAGCCCCCAGGUACAAAUACAUGCUCACAAGUGCACGUACACCUCCCCCCCCCCCAGUACAGAAGUACACAGGGACACAAUGCUUACCCCUCUGCACACAGACACUGCACACGCAUCACAGCCCAGACCGCUGCACUCACACACAGGCCCCACACAAUCGCAGGUGCACUGGGGCACACUGGCAGGCACCUGGCCAGAGGCCGGUGCACACCCAGACGUACACGCACGAGCACGUGGGAUCGCUCAGCGUCCAGCUGAGCUGGGCCCGGCCUGGCUGCCUGCUCCCCAACGUCUUGGCCGAGAGACCUUUCCCAGAGUCAUCGCCGCGCCCCAGAAACCGCCUCCUCCCACAGUCCUCAGCACAGCUUUCCCGCGCCUGCAUCUGCCCCUUGCAGGACCAAACCCCCUUUCCCAGCUCUGGCUCGGGCAGCCCUGGAGCUCAGUAAGGGGACAGGCUGGAGCAGCCUGAGGUAUUUCGGUGUCCCGGAGGAUCUGGGCAUCCGUAGAACAGCCCCCAAAGCUGGGUUUGUCUCUCCCCGCCCCCCCUUUUAACCCGCUCUUGUUUGGAAUGAGGGAGUGUGAGCCAGGCACGCGGGCUGGCCUUGAGCCGUCCAGCAGGGGUCAGUACUGAGUGAUUCGCCAUUAAAGUCACUUUCCAUGGGAA
Molecule: messenger RNA, 4246 nt
Organism: Trachemys scripta elegans
Lineage: Eukaryota; Metazoa; Chordata; Testudines; Emydidae
Gene: PALM3
Product: paralemmin 3
Exons: 9
Coding region: 733-3054 (773 amino acids)
Biological process (GO): regulation of cell shape
Cellular component (GO): membrane
Source: RefSeq, a predicted model, not a curated record